UGGCGGGCGGGCGAACGAAGGUUGCGGGGGCCGAGUAGCGGUCGCGGUGCUCUUUAGUCUGCGUGUUGAGGAGAUUUUGUCGAGGCGGCCGCGGUACGAGUCCGGAGCGGUGCGGUGACCCGAGCCCGCCCGCCCGCUCGCUCGCUCGCUCGCAGAGACUCAGCUGCUUCGCCGGCCGCUGCCUCAGUCAGUAGCUGCUCUCCGCUCUCCCUUUCCGGCUGAAAAUGGCGAAGAACACGCUGUCGUCGCGCUUUCGAAAGGUGGACAUCGACGAGUUCGACGAAAACAAGUUCGUUGACGAGCAGGAAGAGGCUGCCGAGCUGCAGGGGCCGGACGGGGCCGAGGUGGAGAGUCUCCUGAGGCAAGGAGACAUGAUGACCGCUUUCCACGUUGCACUGAGGAACCCUCCAGUCAACACUAAGAAUGCUGUAGUGAAGGAAAGGGCUCAGGCCAUCGUGCUGAGAGUGCUGACAUCGUUCCGGAGCAGCGAGAUUGAGACGGCCGUUCGUUCCCUGGACAGGAACGGCGUGGACUUGUUAAUGAAAUACAUCUACAGGGGUUUUGAGAAGCCUACAGAAAACAGCAGUGUCAUUUUGCUGCAGUGGCACGAAAAGGCAUUUGCUGUUGGAGGUCUGGGGUCCAUUGUACGAGUUCUCACAGCUCGAAAGACUGUCUGAGAGACGGACCCCACUCUGGCAUGGAGAGUCGCAUCGGAACACUAUUAGUUUUAAAACGGAUUAUUCUACGCCGAUCCCGAGGAGAACACUCUCACAGCAAGUGAGACCUGCAGUGUUGUAUCCCAAUGCCUUUUUCAGUUAAGGUUGCAAAGGGAGUUAUUCUUGUAUUUAAUGUACAUAUUUUCUUUAUAAGGUCUUGCACAUCCUCACAUUCUUCAGUUUUUUGGGGGGAGGGUGGAAUAUUUGACCUUUAAAAUUAAAUGGAAAAAGCAAUUUUCCAGCCAGUGAUUAUUCUUUGACAAAUGAUCUAGGAGAUGGAAAAAUUGGUUUGACAGAUGCAUAGGUGUGUGGGUGUGGUGCUUGGCUGGCCCAGUAUGGAGUAUGACUAUUCAUUUCUCAAUCUUUUUUUGUACAAAAAGCAUACAUGUAAUAUGACAUGGACUAAUUAAGGCUGUGGUGGGGGGUGGGUUAUUGUGAAGUGCCUGUUCCAAUAAAGCUCAUGGAUUUUUUUUAAA
This is a messenger RNA of Scleropages formosus (Asian bonytongue), 1192 nucleotides long. Its product is annotated as actin-related protein 2/3 complex subunit 5-like protein. Gene Ontology annotation, biological process: Arp2/3 complex-mediated actin nucleation; regulation of actin filament polymerization. The record is from RefSeq and is a predicted model, not a curated record. The coding region runs from base 225 to 677 and encodes 150 amino acids. Gene Ontology annotation, cellular component: Arp2/3 protein complex; actin cytoskeleton. The transcript has 4 exons. Lineage: Eukaryota; Metazoa; Chordata; Actinopteri; Osteoglossiformes; Osteoglossidae.